AUGCAUUGUCCAAUCUUUAUAGAUGUUCCAGAUGCGCCAGGAAAACCUGUACCAACCCAGAUCAGUGGUACACAGAUCAAACUGACCUGGACUGAACCUGAAUUUGAUGGUGAUUCUGAGAUUUUCAAUUAUGUCAUUGAGCGUAAAGAAAUUAGCUCAUCUAGGUGGAUGAAAGCAACACGAGAGUCAGUUGCUGAUUUAACGUGUACUGUUAAUAGUCUAACUGAAGGAACUGACUACGAGUUCAGAGUUGCUGCUGAGAAUAAAGCAGGUGUUGGUGCUCCAAGCAAACCAUCUGAUGUUGUCAGAGCUAAACCACCAUAUGAUGUACCUGGUCCACCAAGUACUCCAGAUAUCAGCAAGGUUGACAGUACCCAGAUGACCUUAACCUGGACAGCACCUGAAUCUGAUGGUGGCUCACCAAUAACUGCAUACAUUAUUGAAAGAUGUGAUAUCAGCAGAAAACGAUGGAUGAGAGCAAACAAAGAUGGUGUCACUGACACCACAUUUACUGUUACUGACCUUAUGGAAGGCAAUGAAUAUCAGUUCAGGGUUUACGCUGAGAAUGCUGCUGGUGCUGGACCACCUUGUGAGCCAACAAAACCAAGAAAAGCUAAACCACCUUAUGAUGAACCAGAUGCACCUGGAAAACCAAAGGUUGUGGACUCUACCAAGUCAUCCAUCACAAUCACAUGGACUGAACCAGAGAAUGAUGGUGGUUCUCCUAUCACUGGAUACUACAUUGAGAAGUGUGAAACCAAGCAUGAUCGAUGGAUGAAAGUUUCCAAAUUAGCUGUCAGUGAAAUGACGUAUACAGUGCCUGGCCUUAUCGAAAAUAGUCAAUACAUAUUUAGAGUGUCAGCAGAAAAUAAAGCUGGUAUCAGUAAACCAAGCGAGCCAUCAGAUCCUACUUUGGCCAAAUUACCAUAUGAUGUGCCAAGUGCGCCAGGAAAACCAGAUAUUACCAAAGUAGACACCACAGAAAUGACAUUAACAUGGGCUGAACCAGAUACAGAUGGCGGUAGUCCAAUUGUUGGAUACUUGAUUGAAAAGAAGGAGAAAUUCAGUAGCCGAUGGACGAGAGUGAAAGAAUCUUUAGUUACCGAAACAACAUACACUGUAGCAGACUUAAAAACUGGAUCAGAAUAUCAAUUCCGAGUUGCUGCUGAGAAUAGGGCUGGUGCUGGUAAACCCAGUGAACCAUCAGAUCCUAGAAUUGCCAAGCCACCAUAUGAUGUACCAGCUCCUCCUGGUAAGCCAUCCGCUACGGAUAUCCAAGCUACUAAAAUGACACUGACUUGGGCACCACCAGAAGAUGAUGGCGGUUCCAAAAUCAUUGGAUACGUUGUUGAAAAAUGUGAUGUCAAGCACAGAAGAUGGUCUAGAGCUCACAAGGAAGAACUUGUGACCGAUACAUCUGUAACAGUCUAUGAAUUGAAUGAAGGCUCAGAAUAUAUCUUCCGAGUAUCUGCCGAGAAUGCUGCUGGUGUUGGUAAACCGAGCCAACCAUCAGAUGUCAUCAAAGCAAGACCACCCUACAAUGUUCCAAGCGCACCUGGUAAACCUGAGGUUAUUGACACCACACUGACAUCAGUGACCCUAACAUGGACACCACCAGAGGAUGAUGGCGGUGCUCCUUUAGAAGGAUACGUCAUUGAAAGAUGUGAUGUUGGUAGAGACAGAUGGAUAACUGCUAACAAAGAAACAUGCUUAGAAUUGGAAUAUACAGUAACAGGUCUGUUUGAAGGCAAUGAGUAUCUAUUCCGUGUCUGUGCUGAAAACCUUGCUGGUAUUGGUAAACCCAGUGAGCCAACUGGACCAACUAAAGCCAAGUUGCCAUAUGAUGCACCAGAUGCACCUGGAAAACCAGACAUCAGUGAGGUUACAGCAUCAUCUUUGACUCUAACCUGGACACCACCUGACCAUGAUGGUGGAAGCGACAUUACCAAAUACGUGGUUGAGAAGAAAGAGAAGUUUAGUACAAGAUGGGUAGCAAUUGGAAAAGUUUCUGAAACAACAUAUAAUGUGGAAGACCUCAUUGAAAGCAAUGAAUAUGAGUUCCGUGUUGCUGCUGAAAAUAAAGCAGGUGUUGGAAAACCAAGUAAACCAGCUGGUCCAGUUGUUGCCAAGCCACCAUACAAUGUACCAGAUGCACCUGGAACACCAGACGUAACAGCCACAUCUCCAACAGCAAUCAGCCUUAAAUGGGCAGAGCCAGCAUCUGAUGGUGGAAGUCCAAUCACUGGCUACUUCGUUGAACGCAAAGAUGCUUUCAGUACCAGUUGGGUACGUGUGAACCGUGAGAGAAUGUCAAAACUUGAACUGACUGUUGAGGAACUUGUCCAAGGUCAAGAAUAUGAAUUCAGAGUGUUUGCUGAGAAUAAAGCUGGCCUGAGUAAACCCAGUAGUACAUGCGGACCAGUGAAGGCCAAACAUCCAUUUGAUGUACCAGAUUCACCGGGUACUCCCAAAGUGUCCGACAUCAAUUCAACUCACAUGACACUUACCUGGACAGCACCAUUGAGUGAUGGAGGCAGUGAAAUAACUGGAUACUUUAUCGAAAAGAGAGAAGGUUAUAUGCCCAAGUGGAUUCGAGUAAACAACAUUACAGUCAGUGAGCUGACAUUCCAAGUUGACAACUUAACUGAAGGAAAUGAGUACACAUUCCAAGUUACAGCUGAAAAUAAAGCUGGACCUGGUAAACCAAGUGAACCAUCCAAACCUGAAAAGGCUCGACCACCCUAUGAUGUUGCAGGAGCACCUGGCAGACCAGUCGUUAGUGACAUCAAAUGCACAUCAAUGAAACUGACCUGGGAACCACCUACAUCUGAUGGCGGUAGCAAGAUCACAACUUAUAUUGUGGAAAAAAUGGAAGGAAUAAGUAGUCGAUGGAUACGAGUGAAUAAAAACGAAACCACUCUGGAAAAUGAAUAUGUUGUAACUGGUCUUUAUGAAAACUCAGACUACAAAUUCCGAAUUGCUGCUGAGAACAAAGCUGGUGUUAGCAAAUACAGUGAAUCAUCUGACUUGCAAAUGACAUAUGAUGUGCCUACAGCUCCUGGCAAACCUUCUGUGACUGAUGUGAACGCCACCUCAAUAUCCCUCACUUGGACUCCUCCAUCAACAGAUGGUGGAAGUCGAAUUACUGGCUACGUACUAGAACUGAAGGAAAAGACUUCCUCAACAUGGACAAAACUUGAUGCUGACAUUAAGACAACUUCACACACUGUUUCCGAUCUCAAAGAACAUGUAGAAUAUGAGUUCCGUGUCUCUGCUGAAAAUAAAGCAGGCACCAGUCCACCAAGUGCAACUGCUGGACCAACUGAAACCAAACCAAAGAUUUAUCCUCCUGGUUGCCCUGGCAUUCCUGAUGUUACGGCCUUUGACAGUACAGAAAUGACAUUGACUUGGACACCUCCUAAAGAAGAUGGUGGCAGUGAAAUCACUAGUUAUCAUGUUGAGAAAUGUGACACCAAACGAGGAAGAUGGGUCAAAGCAAACAAGAACAAUAUCAGUAAUACCACCUUCACAGUGCCAGAUCUCCUAGAAGGUACUGAGUAUCAGUUUAGAGUCGCUGCUGAAAAUGCUGCUGGUGUUGGUGAAUACAGUGAACCAUCAAAAACACAGAUUGCAAAACCACCAUAUGAUGUACCUGGCCCACCUGUUAAGCUUGAAAUCAUUGCUGUGGACAGUACGCAAAUGACAUUGACUUGGAGUCCACCUGAUAGUGACGGUGGGAGCCCCGUAAUCAACUAUGUUGUUGAAAAGAGAGAGCAGUUCUCAAGUCGAUGGAGCAAAUCUAGCAGAGAGACCAUAACAGAACUCAAAUACACGGUGAAAGAACUGGUGGAAGGAUCUCAGUACGAAUUUAGGGUUAUUGCAGAGAACAAAGCUGGUUUAGGUAAACCAAGUGAUGUGGCUGGUCCUAGAGUUGCUAAACCACCAUAUGAUCUUCCUGAUGCACCUGGUAAGCCAGAUGUCACAGACAUCACUGAAAAGACAAUGAAACUAACAUGGACACCACCUGAAUCGGAUGGUGGUAGUGAAAUAUUCAAUUAUGUAAUUGAAAAGAAAGAUAAAUUUGCAUCUCGCUGGACAAAGGUCAAUGACUACACUGUGUCAGAAACAACAUUUGUUGUUGAUGGCUUAAAGAAAGGCAAUGAAUAUGAGUUUAGAAUUUCAGCUGAGAAUAAGGCUGGUAUUGGUAAACCAAGUCCCCCAUCUGAUACUAGAAUUGCCAAACCACCAUAUGAUGUUCCAGGCCCACCUGGCACUCCAACCAUCAAAGACUCUAAACCAACAUCCUUGACUUUAACUUGGGAACCUCCAGAAGAUGAUGGUGGAGCUAAAGUUACCGGAUAUGUUAUUGAAAAGAAAGAAAAAUUUAGUGCCAGAUUUACCAAGACCGGGACAUCUACUGAAACAACAUUUACUGUUACUGACCUUACAGAAGGUGAUGACUAUGAGUUCCGUGCCUGUGCUGAGAACAAAGCUGGUGUUGGUAAGCCAAGUAACGUGGUCGCUUUGAAGAUCAGUCUUCCAGAUGCACCUGGAAGACCAGAUGUCAGCGAUGUUACUGAUGUUGAAGCCACUCUCACCUGGACACCUCCAGAUUCUGAUGGUGGUGCCAGAGUUACUGGUUACAUCAUUGAGAAAAGAGACACUGCGAAAGAUAGAUGGAUUAGAGUCACAAGAGCUACUAUCAAAGAAGAAACUUUCCGAGUAUCUGACUUGAUUAAAGAUACAGAGUAUGAGUUCAGAGUGUCAGCUGAGAAUAAAGUUGGAGUAGGUGAACCAAGUGAACCAUCUAAACCAGUCAUUGCUAAACUACCAUACGAUGUGCCUGGUGCUCCUAAGAACCCAGAAGUUAGUGACAUCACCAGUAAAUCAGCUCAGCUCACAUGGCAACCACCCAAUAGUGAUGGAGGUAGUGAAAUCACUGGCUAUAUCAUUGAACGUAAAGAUCAAUACAGUUCGCGAUGGGUUGCUGCUGGAAAGACAACAGAACUGACAUACCAAGUUACUGACUUGAAAGAAGGAAACCAGUAUGAGUUCAGAAUAGCUGCUGAAAACAAAGCUGGAAUUGGCAAACCAUGUUCCCCAACAUUACCUAUCACAGCCAAAGACCCCUAUGACGUACCUGGAGCCCCAGGAUCACCAGAAGCUACUAGUACAACUGAAACCUCAGUCACUUUGAAAUGGGAACCUCCACAGUCAGAUGGUGGAAGUGCUGUCCUUGGUUACUUCAUUGAAAGAAAAGAUAAGAACAAUAAAUGGAUACAAAUCAACAGAGUCUCUGAAACCACAUAUACUGUUACUAACUUGUAUGAUGGUGCAGAGUAUCAGUUCCGUGUUAGUGCUGAGAACAAGGCUGGUGCUGGUCCUCCGAGUCAAUCGUCUAAUGUACUACUAUAUGAUUUACCCAGUGCUCCUAAAACACCAGAGAUCACAGACGUUCAAGCCACAUCAAUGACUUUAAAUUGGUCACCACCUGAGAGUAAUGGAGGUUCUCCCAUCAUCAACUACAUAAUCGAGAUGAAGGACGAACACUCUAUCAAAUGGGUGAAAGCAAAUAAAUACAAAGUCUUGGAAACCACAUUCAAGGUGGAUAAACUGAAGCAAGGGAAUAAGUACCAAUUCCGCAUUGCUGCGGAGAACAAAGCUGGUGUUGGACCGGCAAGUGAACCAACAGAACCUAGAGUUGCAAAGCCACCUUAUGAUGUACCAGAUGCUCCUGGUAAACCAACAGUGAGUGAUGUUUCAUCUACUUCUAUGGUCCUCACAUGGGAGGAACCAGAAUCAGAUGGUGGAAGCAAGAUUACUGGAUACAUCAUUGAAAAGAAGGAGGAAUUCUCAACAAGAUGGGUUAAAGUGAACAGAGACACUGUACUUGAUCUUACAUUUAAAAUUACUGGACUUACAGAGAGCUCAGAUUAUCAGUUCCGAGUUGCUGCUGAGAACAAGGCUGGUGCUGGCAAAUACAGUGAACCAUCAGAUUCUAAAGUUGCCAAACCACCAUAUGAUGUUCCAGAUGCACCAGGAAAGCCGGACAUCUCUGAUGUUACCAGUACUACCAUGAACCUUACCUGGACUCCACCAGAUAAUGAUGGUGGAUCUGCUAUAACAGGAUAUAUCAUUGAAAUGAGAGUGAAGUUCUCCAGUAGAUGGAGCAAGGCUAACAAAUAUGCUGUCAGGGAAACCAACUUCAAAGUAACAGAUCUAAAAGAAGGCAGUGAUUAUGAGUUCCGUGUUGCUGCUGAAAAUAAAGCUGGUAUUGGCAAAUAUAGUGAACCAACUGAACCAAGAACUGCUAAACCACCAUAUGAUGUACCAAGUGCACCUGGCCAACCUGAUGUCAGUAAAGUGGACAAGACUCAUGCCACCCUAACAUGGACACCACCUGAAUCUGAUGGUGGCUCACCUAUCACUGGCUUUGUUAUCGAACGUUGUGAUGUGAGCAGACAGAGAUGGACCAAAGCACACAAAGAACGAGUCACAGAUACUACAUAUACUGUAACAGAUCUGAUUGAAGGCAAUCAAUAUCAAUUCCGUGUUAGUGCUGAGAACAAAGCUGGUGUUGGUCCUGCGAGUGAACCUUCUAAAUCCAUCACUGCUAAACCACCAUAUGAUGUGCCUGAUGCACCAAGCAAACCUAAAAUAUCAGAUAUAACAGAGACUGCAAUGACUCUCACAUGGACUCCACCGAAAAAUGAUGGAGGAAGUGAAAUCACAAAUUAUGUGCUUGAAAGAAAAGAUAAAUUUAGUACAAGAUGGACUAGAGCUACAAGAAACAACAUCCCAGAAGCCACCUAUAGAGUGAAUGACCUGGUACAAGGUUCAGAAUAUGAGUUCCGAGUUGCUGCUGAGAACAAAGCUGGUGUUGGGGCAUUCAGUGAACCAUCAGAUUCUAAAGUUGCCAAACCACCAUAUGAUGUACCGGGCCCACCAGGUAAACCAGUCAUAAGUGAUGUCACAUCAACAACUAUGAAGCUCACAUGGAGUGAGCCUGAAGACAAUGGUGGCAGUCCUGUCACUGGUUAUGUCAUUGAACGAAAAGACAAAUUUUCAUCCACCUGGUCUAAGGUCAAUAGAUACCCUGUCAAGGAAAUGUCUUACACUGUGACUGAUUUGAAGGAGGGGUCAGAAUAUGAAUUCCGUGUUGCUGCUGAGAACAAAGCUGGUGUUGGAAAACCAAGUGAAUCUACUGGACCUCAAGUUGCCAAACCACCAUAUGUAUUUAUUGCAACAUCUGUAGAUGUGCCUGAUGCUCCAAGCAGUCCAGAUAUAACUGCUGUUGAUUCUACAAAGAUGACUUUGAAAUGGACACCACCAAGUAAUGAUGGUGGUUCACCAAUAACUGGAUACAUCAUUGAAAAGAAAGACAAAUUUAGUGCCAGAUGGACCAGAGUAAAUAGAGAAUCAGUCUUGGAUACAGAAUACACAGUUACUCAAUUAACUGAAGGAUCUGAAUACCAAUUCCGAGUUGCCGCUGAGAACAAAGCUGGUGUUGGCAAAUACGGUGAACCAUCUGCAUCCCGAGUUGCUAAACCACCUUAUGCUGUACCUGAUGCUCCUAGUAAACCUAAAGUGUCAGAUGUGACUGAAUGCUCCAUGAAAAUCACAUGGUUAUCACCUGAUAAUGAUGGUGGUAGUGAAAUCUUUAACUAUGUCAUUGAGAAGAAGGAUCGCAUGGCAACCAGAUGGGUGAAAGCUAUGGAUAAAACAGUUUCAGAAACCACGUGUGUAAUUACAGGACUUAUCAAAGGAACCGAGUAUGAAUUCAAAAUUGCUGCCCAAAAUAAAGCUGGUGUUGGUAAAUUUGGCCCACCAUCAGACCCAGUUUUGGCCAAACCACCUUAUGAUGUACCAGGCCCACCAGGUACCCCUACUAUAUCAGAAUCAAAGCCCUCAUCAUUGACUCUAACAUGGUCGCCACCUGAGGAUGAUGGUGGUGCUGUUGUAACUGGCUACACAGUUGAACGAAAAGAGAAAUUCAGUUCUCGUUGGUCAUCUAUUGGUAAAUGCAUGGAAACAACAUUCCAAGUCAAGGAUUUGAUUGAGGGUAAUGACUAUGAGUUCCGCACAUGUGCUGAGAACAAAGCAGGUGUUGGUAAACCAAGCAAUGUGGUCGCUCUGAAGAUUAGUCCUCCAGAUGCACCUGGAAGACCAGAUGUCAGCGAGGUUACUGAUGUUGAAGCAACUCUCACCUGGACACCUCCAGAUUCUGACGGUGGAGCCAGAGUUACUGGUUACAUCGUUGAGAAGAGAGACACCACAAAAGAUAGAUGGGUUCGAGCCACACGUGUUACUAUUAAAGAAACAUCAUUCCGAGUAUCUGACUUAAUCAGAGACACAGAGUAUGAGUUCAGAGUGAGUGCAGAGAACAAAGCUGGAGUAAGCGAGCCAAGUCAACCCUCCAAACCAAUUGUUGCUAAACCUCCAUAUGAUGUACCUGGUCCUCCAUGUACACCAGAUGUCAGUAACGUGAGUAGCAGGUCAUUAACACUUACCUGGCAGCCACCAGAAUUUGAUGGCGGUAGUCAAAUCACUGGGUAUGUUGUGGAGCGUAAAGACCAGUACAGCUCAAGAUGGGUUUCAGCUGGCAAAACAACAGAGUUGAUAAUUGAAAUAACUGACCUCAGAGAAGGAAACAAGUAUGAAUUCAGGAUUUCUGCUGAGAACAAAGCUGGUUUUGGUCCACCAUGUGAACCAACCUCUCCAGUAGUCGCUAAAGAGCCUUAUGACAUCCCUGAUGCACCAGGUACUCCCAUCAUAUCUGAUAUCAAUGCAACAUCAGUGACACUUACUUGGAGCCCUCCACAUUCUGAUGGUGGAAGUCCAAUCGUUGGAUACCUUGUUGAACGAAAGGAGAAGACAAGCAGUAGAUGGACUAGAGCUACUAGAGACAGAGUGACAGACUUAACAUUGAUUGUGACAGGCCUCACUGAGGGAUCUGAAUACGAGUUCAGAGUAUCAGCAGAAAACAAAGCUGGGGUUGGUCCACCAAGUCUAGCUACUAGUCCUGUGAAAUGUAAACCUCCAUAUGAUGUUCCAGAUGCUCCUAGUCGCCCAACUGUGACAGAAACAAAUUCCACAUCUAUAACAAUUACUUGGACUCCACCUGAUAGUAACGGUGGCAGCCCAAUUACAGGCUAUGUGAUUGAAAAGAAAGAUCAGUAUGGUACAAGAUGGGAGAAAGCACACAGAACUAAAGUGGUUGAAACACUUUUCACUGUGGAAGGUCUGAAAGAAAAGAAUGAAUACACAUUUAGAGUUGCCGCUGAGAAUAAAGCCGGUGUUGGCAAAUUCAGUGAGCCUUCCAAACCAGCUAUUGCAAAACCACCAUAUGGUUAG
This is a messenger RNA of Saccoglossus kowalevskii, 9354 nucleotides long. RefSeq names its product titin. NCBI's taxonomy places the organism in Eukaryota, Metazoa, Hemichordata, Enteropneusta, Harrimaniidae. Gene Ontology annotation, cellular component: M band. Gene Ontology annotation, molecular function: metal ion binding; protein binding; protein kinase activity. Gene Ontology annotation, biological process: sarcomere organization; protein phosphorylation; intracellular signal transduction. The record is from RefSeq and is a predicted model, not a curated record.